AUGAGCUCUGAUACUCCUCCAUUUACCUCUUCAAGUUCACCUUUAUGUUCUAACAACUGUGGCUUUUAUGGUAAUUCGACAACUAAAAAUCUAUGCAGUAAAUGUUACAAGGAUGCUCUAGCCAGAGAUAAAGUAAAGAAUUUAGAAAAGUCUGAGGAUGACUUAAGAAGGGCAUCUGAGGUGCGAAGUCAGAGAGAGUGUACUCAAGACGAAAUAUCUGGACAUGUGAAAGUUGGAAGCAUGUCUCAAGCAGAAGAUAUAUCAGGUCAAACUGCUGGUGGCAGUAUUGGUGUUAACAAUGAUAGUGAGGUGACUGAUGUGAGGCUUCUCGAACAUGCUAAACAGGGUACAUUGAAAUCUGGAAAAUCUGUAAACCCAAAUAGAUGUUAUCUAUGCAACAGGAAGGUUGGUCUUCUUGGUUUUCAGUGUAGGUGUGGAUUCAACUUUUGUAGUGACCAUAGGUAUGCUGAUUCGCACAAUUGCGAAUUCGAUUAUAAGACGUACGAGCGUGAACAACUAAGAAAAGCUCACAAGAGCAUCGUUGCAGAAAAAAUUCAAAAAAUUUGA
Cryptosporidium muris RN66 is the source of this 567-nucleotide messenger RNA. Its product is annotated as AN1-like / A20-like zinc finger domain-containing protein. The record is from RefSeq and is a predicted model, not a curated record. Gene Ontology annotation, molecular function: zinc ion binding; DNA binding. Bases 1 to 567 code for a protein of 188 amino acids. NCBI's taxonomy places the organism in Eukaryota, Apicomplexa, Conoidasida, Eucoccidiorida, Cryptosporidiidae. The transcript has a single exon.